This is a messenger RNA of Myotis brandtii (Brandt's bat), 1022 nucleotides long. It is a transcript of the gene NCS1, whose product is annotated as neuronal calcium sensor 1. Lineage: Eukaryota; Metazoa; Chordata; Mammalia; Chiroptera; Vespertilionidae. Bases 1 to 633 code for a protein of 210 amino acids. The record is from RefSeq and is a predicted model, not a curated record. Gene Ontology annotation, molecular function: calcium ion binding; calcium sensitive guanylate cyclase activator activity. The transcript has 9 exons.
AUGCCGGAUUUUAGGGUCCUGCGUGGAUGUGGGCUCGGAGGGCUGGAGAGACAGAAGUUCACGGCCAAGUUCCCAGGCUGUGGAGAGCGAGGCUGCCCCUGGCUGUCCUGUGCCGACCUGCCUGUCACCGAGAAGGAGGUCCAGCAGUGGUACAAGGGCUUCAUCAAGGACUGCCCCAGCGGGCAGCUGGACUCAGCGGGCUUCCAGAAGAUCUACAAGCAGUUCUUCCCGUUCGGAGACCCCACCAAGUUCGCCACGUUCGUUUUCAACGUCUUUGAUGAAAACAAGGAUGGACGGAUCGAGUUCUCUGAGUUCAUCCAGGCGCUGUCGGUGACCUCGAGGGGGACCCUGGACGAGAAGCUGCGGUGGGCCUUCAAGCUCUACGACCUGGAUAACGACGGCUACAUCACCAGGACCGAGAUGCUGGACAUAGUGGACGCCAUUUACCAGAUGGUGGGGAACACCGUGGAGCUUCCCGAGGAGGAGAACACCCCCGAGAAGAGGGUGGACCGGAUCUUCGCCAUGAUGGACAAGAACGCCGACGGGAAGCUGACGCUGCAGGAGUUCCAGGAGGGGUCCAAGGCCGACCCCUCCAUCGUGCAGGCGCUGUCCCUCUACGAUGGGCUGGUAUAGUCCACGCCCAGAGCUGGGAUGCCUGGGAAACUUGCCUCCUCCCGUGCCAUGAGCCGCCUCAGCCCCGGCCCCGACGCCGCCCUCCUGUGUCCACCUUGCUAUUCUCCACGGGGCUGCCCCUGAACAGCGAGGCCCGGCUCUCCCCUCCUCCCGCCAACUCCCCCCUUCCCCCGCCUGCUGCACCCACCGCCGCCUGAAGCCACCGGCUCCAAUCGCCCACAGCCUCUGCUUGUCCAGAAAACACCAUGAGACGGCAAAGGCUCCAGCCGUCUGCGAAGCCCAGGACGCAGCUGCUUCGCAGGCAGCGCUCCGUCCCCUGCUCUCCCGCGCGUCUGCUUUUGUUUUUUAUUUCAAACAGACAUUGAAAAAGAAAAAAAAACAAAAACACC